AUGGAAAAUACCGAACUAUCUGUACAAAACAAUGAAACAACACCAGUUGUUGAAUCAGUAGUAACUGAAGAAACAUCAAAAACUAAUGAUGAACAACCAAUAAGUGAAGAUACAUCGAAAACCGAUGUUGAACCACCGAUAUCCGAAGAUACAACAACAAAUGAUGAACAAGUGUUAACUAAAGAUAUAUCAAAAACCAAUGAUGAAGAACCAUCAGCAGUGACAACAGAAGAAACAACACCAGUAAUAGAAAAUAAAGAAGAAGAAGUUGCACCACCACCACCACCAACAACAACUGAAGAAGAAACAGUAACAUCAACUGAUGAACAAGAAAAUGUUACUGGUACAAAUUCAACUGUACCAACGGCAAUUGGUUCACCUAGUCGAAUGAAUGUACCAUUAAAAGAAGUAAAUGAAAGUGAAAAAGAAGAACAAACAAUUUUAACAAAUGGUAAAAAACGUGAACUUGAACAAGAAGAAGAAAAAUCGGAUGCAACUAAUGAUAAUGAUGAACGUACUGGUGAUCAAACAAAAAAAAUUAAAAUAUCUGAAACAACUGAUACACCUAUUAUGGAAACAAAAGAAACAGAAAAUAUGAUGGUUAAUGGUAAUACUCCUGUUGAAGUUUGA
This is a messenger RNA of Rotaria sordida, 630 nucleotides long. NCBI's taxonomy places the organism in Eukaryota, Metazoa, Rotifera, Eurotatoria, Philodinida, Philodinidae. The record is from the annotation of a GenBank genome assembly.